Molecule: messenger RNA, 954 nt
Organism: Emys orbicularis (European pond turtle)
Lineage: Eukaryota; Metazoa; Chordata; Testudines; Emydidae
Gene: ESX1
Product: ESX homeobox 1
Exons: 5
Coding region: 1-954 (317 amino acids)
Biological process (GO): regulation of transcription by RNA polymerase II
Molecular function (GO): DNA-binding transcription factor activity, RNA polymerase II-specific; RNA polymerase II transcription regulatory region sequence-specific DNA binding
Source: RefSeq, a predicted model, not a curated record
AUGCAGAGCGCAGCCCCCGGGCCGGCCGCCCCCGCCCUGCACCUGCUCACCUCCUACUUCAUAGACAGCAUCCUGGGCCGGAGCCCCGCCGCCAGGCGGCAAGGCGGCGACCCCACGGAGCCGCCCGAGCCCUGCCCCGCGCCGCUGGCGGCAGAGAAGCGCCCGGUCCCCGGCGCCUGGGCGGAGAAGGAAGCGGCAGAGGACGCGGAGAAGGGCAGCAGCUGCCCCGGGGAGCCGGCGGCUGGUCUCUCCGGCUCAGCCCCCGCAGCUGCGGCCGAGGCGCCGGGGCCCCUGAAGCGGAAGCAGCGGCGCUACCGCACCACGUUCAGCAACUUGCAGCUGGAGCAGCUGGAGCGGGCGUUCCGCAAGUGCCACUACCCCGACGUGUUCACCAGAGAGGAGCUAGCCAUGCGUCUGGAUUUAACAGAAGCCAGAGUUCAGGUCUGGUUUCAAAACAGAAGGGCAAAAUGGAGGAAACGUGAAAAAACUGAAUUGUUAGGGAACGUUCCAGGACUCUCCUUAACGCAUCCAUUGGGUCUGUUUUUGGACAUUCCAUUGAGUCAGUCUCCUCUUCUGGACCACGCAUGGAGAUCAAUGCCACUUUCAACAAUAGCUAUGCCAUCCGUAACUCCAGCAUUCAACCCUGCAAGCUUAGGGCCGUUUGGUCUCAGCAGUCUUGCCUGGACAUCUCUCUUCAGAAAUCCAAUUUUAAGUCCCCAUUUUGGAAGAUUUCUCAAUGCUUUAAAUCCUCUCAUGACAACAGCUUCAGUCUUAAUGAAAGCACCAGGACCCCCGUCAGACCCUGGUCUCACUGCCUUCACUGAUCCGGCAGCAGUUGAAAGGAAAACGUCGAGCAUUGCAGCACUAAGGCUCAAAGCGAAAGAACAUUCAGCACAAAUCCCUCAAUUAAACCUCCUAUCCAGUCUUACAAACACUAACAAAGAACUUUGUUAG